UUCUAACUUCAUGUUUAAGAUCCCGGUUUCAUUUUGUUUAGGCAGCACGCGUUGAGGUUAUUUAUCUCCAAAAAUGGCAAGUGACACGAAAAAAGACAAAAAACUCCGCCCUGAAGAGAUUCUUGCCAGUUUUAACCAACUAAGACGUGAACAAAGUGUAAUUGGAAGUAAAUUAGAUGAAUUAGAGUUUGAUUUAAACGAACACAAGCUCGUUAUUGAAUCUCUAAAAACCGUUGAUGGUGGUCGGAAAUGCUUCAGAUUGGUCGGAGGUAUCUUAACAGAACGAACGGUUAAGGAGGUUUUACCAGAAGUUGAAGAAAAUAAGACAAAAUUGGAGGAGUUGUCAAAGAUAUUUCACGAACAUCUCAUUGCAAAAGCACACGAAAUUUACGAUUUUAAAGUGAAGAAUAAUAUUCGUAUUCAUGGACCAGAAUCUUUGAAGGAUGAAGUCGAACCGGAAUCGUCUAGUGCACCUAAAGAAGCCCGAGGAAAUGUUUUAGUCUCUUAAAAAUAUUUAAUUCUUAAAGGACAACUAAAAAGGAAAAUUAAUAAUAAACCUAUUUAACUUUUACAGUAAAUUUAAAUUUUUAAUUUUAAGGUUGUAUUUGAUUUUAAUUUCGCUUUGUUAAACGCUUAUAAUAUGGAAAUUAACAUGAAAUAAUAAAGUUAUUUUCGAACGCUU
Molecule: messenger RNA, 682 nt
Organism: Onthophagus taurus
Lineage: Eukaryota; Metazoa; Arthropoda; Insecta; Coleoptera; Scarabaeidae
Gene: Pfdn2
Product: Prefoldin 2
Biological process (GO): protein folding
Cellular component (GO): prefoldin complex
Source: RefSeq, a predicted model, not a curated record